Messenger RNA from Symbiodinium sp. CCMP2592, 807 nucleotides. NCBI's taxonomy places the organism in Eukaryota, Dinophyceae, Suessiales, Symbiodiniaceae. The record is from the annotation of a GenBank genome assembly.
AUGGUGCAGGAUCUCCAUGGCUAUUGGUUUGAUCAUCACGAGUACUGGCACGGUUGUCGUGAUGACGCCAUUCUCCUCGGCGACGCGGCCGCAGAACGCCGUCUCUUUGAGGCUUCCGGGCUCGCGCAGCUGCUGCCCAAGGAGAUAGCGUCCACGCCCGAAACGGCAGCCCAGCGCCGCGGCCGACGGCGCUACGCGCUCUUCGUGGCGACGCGAUACAGCUAUUGGCUCGCCUGUCCUACGCUGACAGUCUCUGCGUUGAUCCUGAUUGUGAUCGUCGCAGUGAACAGCCAGGUGCUGCUGGAGGCCGAAACGCCAUAUCUCUUCAACAGUGAUCACAUCUUCCACCGAGCCCAAGAAGUCAAGGCGAAGGCAGGUGGCCUGCCUAGCCCGGACGUCAUGGCUGCCACAGUGCUGCGGAAUGCUUCGAGCUGCCAGAUUGGCGCGGAUGCUUCCCUGCAGUGUUCUUGGUAUUCUUGUACCGCCCAGACUUCCGUCGUAGACCUGGCGGGCCUUUGCGAGUGCGACUACCGCCUGGAAGCUGCUGAAACUCAGUGCUAUGCCACAGCUCGCUUUGCGGGCCUCACCGAGCCUCUGGAAGGAUUCUGGGAGUGGGCCAACGCUACUUUGGCAUCGAGGAAUACGAGCCUGAAGGGCGCGCGGCUGAACUUCGCCACAUGGUCCCUGGCAUCGCCGUUGGAGCUCGAGGAUUGGGACUCCGGGCGCAACUUCCUUCAGAAGCAGGCGGUGCUGUAUACGUAUGUGCCGAUGUGGGACAACCGCAACACUCAGCUUCGAACUGCCUAG